Messenger RNA from Ficedula albicollis (Collared flycatcher), 1178 nucleotides. Its product is annotated as serpin B6-like. The transcript is spliced from 7 exons. NCBI's taxonomy places the organism in Eukaryota, Metazoa, Chordata, Aves, Passeriformes, Muscicapidae. Gene Ontology annotation, biological process: negative regulation of endopeptidase activity. Gene Ontology annotation, molecular function: serine-type endopeptidase inhibitor activity. The record is from RefSeq and is a predicted model, not a curated record. Bases 66 to 1124 code for a protein of 352 amino acids. Gene Ontology annotation, cellular component: cytoplasm.
UGCACACACAGAAUCAAGCUGCAGGUACCACUGAAGGUGUGUUCACUUAGAGAAGGCUGGGAAGCAUGGAAAGCCUCUGUGCAGCAAACACCACUUUUGCACUGGACCUGUUAAGGAAGCUGUGUGAGAAGAAAAGUGGUCAGAAUGUGUUCUUUUCACCAUUUAGCAUUUCUUCUGCUUUGUCUAUGGUUUUGCUGGGUUCAAGAGGUAGCACUGAAGCCCAAAUACAAAAGGUGCUUUCUCUGAACAGCACCCAGGAUGCUCACAAUGGGUAUCAAUCCCUUCUGUCUGAAAUUAAUGAUCCAAACACCAAAUACAUCCUGAGAACUGCAAACCGGCUCUAUGGAGAAAAGACAUUUGAGUUUCUUGCAUCAUUUAUAGAGUCGAGUCAGAAAUCCUACCAUGCUGGCUUAGAACAGAUGGACUUCCUACAUGCUUGGGAGGAUGCCAGGAAACACAUCAAUGGCUGGGUGGAGGAGAGGACUGAAGGUGAGUGUUUUGGCAAGUGCCCAGUUGUGUUAAAUGGCAGCCAUGGUUUGGGGAAGAUCAAUAAUGAAACCAGACCUGUGCAGAUGAUGUUCAAGGAGGCAGAUUUUAACAUGACCUACAUUGGGGACUUCCAGACCAAAAUCCUUGAGCUGCCCUAUGUGGGUAAGGAACUGAGCAUGAUCAUCCUGCUCCCUGAUGCCAUCCAGGAUGGAUCCACAGGCUUGGAAAGACUGGAAAGAGAACUUACAUAUGAGAAGCUAAUAGAUUGGAUCAAUCCUGAAAUGAUGGACUCUACAAAGGUGAGGGUGUCUAUACCCAGAUUUAAAUUGGAAGAAAAUUAUGAUCUGAAGCCCCUUCUGAGCAGCAUGGGAAUGCCUGAUGCAUUUGAUAAAGGGAAGGCAGACUUCUCAGGAAUCUCAUCUGGCAAGGAGCUGGUGCUGUCUGAAGUGGUUCACAAGUCCUUUGUGGAAGUCAAUGAAGAAGGCACUGAAGCAGCUGCUGCCACAGCUGCAGUGAUGAUGAUGCGCUGUGCACUGAGAGUUCCAGAUUUCACUGCUGACCAUCCCUUCCUCUUCUUCAUCAGGCACACCAAAACUGGCAGCAUUUUGUUCUGUGGCAGAUUUUGCUGUCCUUAAGGAGCAUAUACCUUGGCACCAAAGGUGCCAUCACACAAUAAAUUUACAUUUCUC